AUGGAAUCUAUAUGUUCAGUAUUUCAACUUCAAAAAUUUGCAGAAAAAUACUUCAAAGACUUUGAGGAUUACGGAGAUUUUUGCAUUGAACUGGACAAUAGAGAUAUUGACAAAGACAGAGCUAAAUUUCUAGUAAAAAGACAUUUUUUUGAAAAUGAGAAGUAUAAAUAUUAUCUCUUGGAUGUGGAUGCUCAUCUAGAAGCUUUUGGACUUGUGGAAGCCAAGAAGCUGGCAGUGAGAUACUUCAAAGACUGUGAGGGUUACAAAAGUCUUUGGAACAACCUGUGCAACCGUAAAAGUAUUGACAGAGAAGGAGCUAAAUUUCAAGCAGAAAAACAUUGUGGAGAUAGCAUGGUUAGUUCUUAUUAUUUAUUUUAUACGAGGCAGCAUAUUGAGUUUGUGUAGCUGUUGGAAAUAAGUUAGUAGAUCCUCUGUUAAUGUGAGCUGAAACAGACAAGCAU
Octopus bimaculoides (California two-spot octopus) is the source of this 461-nucleotide messenger RNA. RefSeq lists its product as uncharacterized. The record is from RefSeq and is a predicted model, not a curated record. NCBI's taxonomy places the organism in Eukaryota, Metazoa, Mollusca, Cephalopoda, Octopoda, Octopodidae.